Molecule: messenger RNA, 1515 nt
Organism: Schistosoma rodhaini
Lineage: Eukaryota; Metazoa; Platyhelminthes; Trematoda; Strigeidida; Schistosomatidae
Source: the annotation of a GenBank genome assembly
AUGUCUGCGGUCUGGCGUGUUGCUGCAAACCAUCCGAAAAAGCUUGUUGCUGGGACAUUAUGUUUAGUCUAUUGCUAUAAUUUUACUAGUGAAAGAUAUCGUGAUUACGUUUUGCACCGAGAAAUAUGCUCCCAUGUUUCUUCAGAAAAUUACAAAACUGUUCAUAGCACACAACCUCUACGCAGCCUGACUGUGUUUGUCAAUCCAUUCUCGCGUCGUGGAGGACUUUUAAAGGAGUUUGAAAACAAUGCUGCUCCUAUUUUAAACCUAUCUGGUCUUGACGUUAAAAUGGUUUAUCUAGACACCGAUUCUGAAAUAAAAGACUUCAUAAAGGUGCUAGACCCAAGCAGUACUGACGGUGUUUUAGUUGUUGGGGACGACAAUAUGAUCCAGAAAACAGUUACAAGUUUGUUAUCUCGGGACGAUUUUAAGACUACUCCUCUGUGGUCAUUGCCGGUCGGAGCGGUGCCCGUAGGUAUUUGGAAUGGACUUAUAAACUCUAUGCGUGAGAAAACAGUUGUCCCUAAAUGGUUUUAUAACGUUUUACAAUCCGUCCUACAAAACAAUACUAAAAGGAGGAAUGUUUUAGAAGUUAAAGUUGUUUCAGACGAUAGUCAACCAAUUGAACAAUCAAAGACGUCAUCUGCAAAUACUUAUGCUUUAUUAGGUAUUGAAUGGAAUAUUUGGAGAGAUAUAGAACUUGGUGGGGGUUUUGGUGCUAGUGAUAGGCAUAAAAAACCAACAAAUCCUAACGAUCACCGUGGUGUACUCACAACACUUUCAGUUUCAUCUCCUAUAUCGUGGAGUCGUAAUUUUGGUGCGUUAUGGAGAUCUACUUGGUAUUGGCUUCGAUCAUCUGAAAACAAUACUCAAAUAUAUCCUCAUGACGAUUCUAAAACUUCAUCGAAUUUUUUCGCAGAUUCUUCAGUCACUAUAUCUGAAAAAAAGCAGAAAAAAAGUCGUGUGAAAUUAGCUCGCCUUACUUAUACUCCAAUUUGUACAGGAUGUUCGAAAUGUUGGGAGAAAAAGUUAAUGAGUUAUAAAGAAUCUGAUCUUCAAGUAAAUGCAAAGAAAUCAACAUCUCUAUUAGGAAGAAUAUUUGGAUUCUCGUUAAGCAGUAAUAAUAACAAAUCAAAUAUUGAUGGAAUGGAAAUUGAAGAAAUUCAACAACAAAUCAAAGCCAAGUGUUUCAUAGACAAUCCUGCAUGUGAUGAAUUAAAGGAAUUAGUCGUUGAAAAGGCUUCAGGAUUCACAAUCACUCCAGAAGGAGACCACAUUCGUUUGGAUAUUUUGCGUCAUUCCACCAGCUAUUGGGACCAUAUACAACAGUUUCGUUCGUGGCUCCUUUCUCAACCGUAUUCAUUUAAAUCUGGUAGUCAGGUAAUAUUGUGUGAUAAGUUGCGUUUGUUUCCUGGCCAAACUGAGAACGAGUUUUAUUGGAUUGACAACGACUACUUUGAGGCCCACCCGAUUGAAGUGAAUUUGCGCCGCAACGCUGUCAAUUUUUUUAUGUAA